Molecule: messenger RNA, 3177 nt
Organism: Fusarium subglutinans
Lineage: Eukaryota; Fungi; Ascomycota; Sordariomycetes; Hypocreales; Nectriaceae
Product: hexose transporter
Exons: 6
Coding region: 1-3177 (1058 amino acids)
Biological process (GO): carbohydrate metabolic process; transmembrane transport
Cellular component (GO): membrane
Molecular function (GO): hydrolase activity, hydrolyzing O-glycosyl compounds; transmembrane transporter activity
Source: RefSeq, a predicted model, not a curated record
AUGUCGCCCUCCAACCCCAUCAUCCCUGGCUUCUCGCCCGAUCCGUCCAUCGUCAAAGUCGGCGAGUGGUACUUUCUUGUCAACUCCACUUUUCACAUGUUUCCUGGUAUUCCCGUCUACGCCUCCAAGGAUCUUGUGUCGUGGAAGCAUAUCGGAAAUGUUAUUAGUAGACCGGGACAGGCCAUUCUAAAACAGUCAGACACUGAAGUCAACCGUAUGCCAGAUGUUGGUGAAGUCAUGCUCGCGACUGGUGGCCUUUUUGCACCAACAAUUCGCUAUAACAAUGGUACUUUUUACGUUGUUUGCACGAAUGUUGUGAGAGCGACGGAGGAUACUCGGUAUGCUCUGCAGAACUUUAUUGCGAGAACCCGAGACAUCUGGUCAGGUCAAUGGGACGACUUGAUCUGGUAUGACUUUGAUGGUAUUGAUCCCAGCAUCCUGUUUGAUGAUGACGGAAAGACAUAUAUCCAGGGCUCCAAGUCACCUGGUCCGUACACGAGAAUCGCCCAGUUUGAGAUUGAUAUCACGACGGGCAAGAAGUUGUCUGAAGAGAAGAUCCUCUGGGAGGGGACAGGUGGUGUUUACCCUGAGGGACCGCAUAUCUACAAGCGAAAUGGCUGGUACUGCCUCAUGAUUUCUGAGGGAGGAACCCACGAGGACCACAUGAUCACCAUGGCCAGAUCCCGUAAUGUCUGGGGUCCUUACGAGCCAUGCCCUGAGAACCCCAUCUUAGUCCCGGCAAGCAAAGACAUGUACAUCCGGCACACAGGCCACUGCGAUGUCUUUGAGGACGAAAACGGUCAAUGGUGGGGAGUUCUUCUCGGAGUCCGCAGAGAUAAAGAUGGGAGAUACAACAUGGGACGAGAGUCACAUCUCACGCCUGCAAAGUGGACCGAUGAUUGGCUCCGCCUUGAAUCAGUCGAGGCUGAAAUCAACACAUCCCGGCUCGCGAGUGCAAACGCAGAGCAGGGAUUGACAGCAGUGGAGGGCGUGGAUUUCCUGUACAUCCGAGACCCAGUUUUGGAGAACUACAAGAUUGACAGCGGAAGCAAGACGAUCAGUGUAACAUCAUCGUCUGUCGAUCUGUCGCACCCGCGGGAAUCACCUAGUUUUGUGGGUAAGAGACAGCGUCUGCACGCAGGUCAAAGCAGCGCUACAUUCAAGAUCAGCGCAUCCUCAAAGGUCAAGACCGGGCUGGCAGUUUACAAAGAUGAACACCGUUGCUUGCGGGUCUCUUACGACACCGCUGAAAGAGCGGUCGUUUACGAAUUCGUCAAUAAUGCCAAGGAUCUCAAAAAGACGGAACAGCGCGCGCUGGACAGGGAUAUUGACACCAUCCAAUUCCGCUUUGAGUACACUGAGCAGGAAUAUCGGGUAUUCUAUACAACCGGUACAGACUGGGAGCAUGUUGCGACGCUUGAUACGCUUGAUACGACCGGCCCAGACUUUGUAGGUCCCGUCAUCGGCGUGUUCGCCUUGGCGCAGGAGAAUGUCACGGUUGAAGUCGUCGAUCUGCAGGUAGAUGUUGAUCCCUUCUCAGAUCUUCACUCACAGUCUCUGGUGAAAGCUACAGGCAUCAUGGGUCUUCUCACUCCUCCCCAGCGGACCCAAAAGGUCAUUCCUGAUAAGCCAGCCAAAGGACAUUUCUUCUUUGCUGGCAAGGAAUUUGCUCGUGUACCUUGGUGGAAGAGGCCUAACAUGCGCAUUUUGUACUUUUAUAUUGUUAUUCUCAUUCUUACCAACACUGCCAAUGGCUUCGAUGGUUCUAUGAUGAACGGUCUUCAGACCCUAUCCUACUGGCAAGAGUACUUUAACCACCCACGAGGUUCCAUCCUCGGUCUGUUCAACGCCUCCAUGAGUCUUGGUUCUCUUAUUGGACUGUUUGUUGUGCCUUAUCUGGUUGAUUGGGCUGGCCGUAAGGUUGGUGUGCAGAUCGGUUGUAUUCUUAUGCUGCUCGCUGUUGGUCUCCAGGCUGGAGCUCAGAACUUUGGCAUGUUUGUUGCGGCACGUAUCAUUCUGGGUUUUGGUGAUUGCAUCGUUCUUGGAUCGGCGCCUCUGCUCAUCGCUGAGAUCGCGCAUCCUCAGGAUCGUGCUAUUCUCGUGACGUUGAGUGGUGCUUCUUACCACUCGGGUGCUUUCAUUUCUAGUUGGGUUACAUACGGAACACUUCAGAUCAAGAGCAACUGGUCCUGGAGACUUCCUAGCCUUCUCCAGUCUAUCUGUAGUGUCGUCAUCCUCAUCGGAAUCUUCUGGAUGCCCGAAAGUCCCCGUUGGCUCCUCAGCAAGGAUAAGCACGACGAAGCUCUCAAAGUCCUCACCCACUACCACGCUGAAGAUGACCCCGAUGAUGAGUUCGUCCAACUCGAGUUCAGUGAGAUCAAGGCCGCUAUCGCCCUCGACAAGGAGGUCGGACAGACAGCCUGGGUCGACUUCCUCAAGACUCCUGGCAACCGUAAGAGAAUUGGUCUCAUCACUGCCCUUGGUUUCUUCAGUCAGUGGAGUGGCAACGGUCUGAUCUCUUACUACCUCAAGGGUAUCAUGGAUGCUGUCGGUAUCACCAAGGCCGAGACUCAGCUUGGUAUCAAUGCGGGUAUGAAGACACAGGGCUUGAUCAUCAACACAGCCUUUGCAUUCUUCAUUGAUAUUUUCGGUCGUCGACCUAUCUAUCUUACCUCGACUAUCGGAACUUGCGUCAUAUUCACUUUCUGGACCAUUGUUUCGGCACGAUAUGACAUCGACCCCAACAAGGCCCUCGGCUACGCCUUUGUGGCUUUGACCUUUAUUUAUGGUCUUUUCUACGACAUUAAGUCUGGUCUCAUGGCCAACUACACCACUGAGAUUCUGCCCUACGGUCUUCGUGCCAAGGGUUUCACAUGGCUCAACUUCUGUGUCACCGCCGCGCUCUUCUUCAAUCAAUACAUCAACGGCAUUGCUCUCGAGGCUAUGGGCUGGAAGUACUACACCAUCUACUGCGUCUUCCUCGGUUUCGAGGUAUAUGUCAUUUACUUCUUCCUCAUCGAGACCCGCUACACGCCUAUGGAAGAAAUCGCUAAGUAUUUCGAUGGCGAUGCGGUUGAUGUCGGUGAGGUUGCUAGGGCUGAUAUGAAGGAGAGAGGUGUCAUGAUGACCGAGGUGGAUUCUAAGGGCCCUCGUGCUACUGAGAUUGAGAGUCGCUAG